AAAAACAACAAACCUAACCUCUAAAAAUUAAUUUUAUGAAAUUUAUUUAAACUUUUUUUUACAACUUCUCGGUCCUUUUGGCUCGAUUUCCUUUAUACAAAAUUUACAAUGUGGUUCGAAAUUUUGCCCAGUUUCGCUAUCAUCACGGUUCUUAUGGCCAUGCCUCACGCCUCGGCUUAUGUAAUCAAUAAAUUGGUGGUUGGUAACAUGUACAGGCGUAGCCUCCUCAAUAAAGAGCAAAAAGAUCAAUAUUUGAGAGAUUGGAGGAUCAGUGGGGAUGCCUAUGUUACCCAUGGUUUGGAAGCCAUUCCAGAUGAAUGAGGAUUUUACCUUUACCUUUUUGAAAAUGUAGUAUACUAGAUUUUAAGAAUAAAAUAUAUACACUUUAUUUAAGCACAAAAUUAUAUUGUUUAAUUUGAGGGAGUGGCUACUGCACUGUCUAACAGACAGUGGUGACUGGAAACUAUCUGCACUGACCAGACAGUGCUGACUAAAAUCUAUACAACAAUCAACACUGUCUAAACAAAAAAACCCAUUUGCACUGUCAAGAUAAUUUCAUUAAUUAGUUAUAUUUGUAUUGAGCGCGCAAAAUAACUGUGCAAAGUAGUACUUUUCCGUGCUCAAAGUUACACUUUUCCGCACUCCGUCCGUGUAAAGUACUACUUUGCGCACACUCGUAGGAAAAAUGUCGUUUUUAUUUUGCAUGCGAUAAUGUGGCGAUAACGACAUUUAUUUAUUGUGUGAAUAUUUGGCCUCCCUCUGACCUGUAAAAAUUGACACUCCCAGACAAGGAUAAUACACACCUCUAUUGCUCCAGGAUAGCCUUUCCUCAUAAGGCCUGUAUGUAACAAAUCUGAAGCCCCCAUCACGCCAAAUCACCAGUUGUGACGUAGACAGCAUGUCAUUCCUCGCCUUGACGUAGACUGUUUGCACCACAGAAUACGAUUUCGUGGGUUUUUCUUUGCUUAUUAUGUUAAUGAAAAUUAAAUAAUAUUUUUCAUGAUAAAUUUAAAUUCAUAAAUUCUAAAUUACGAUCUCUAGUGCAAACAGCUGACGACUUGUUAAUGACGUCGGAAAUGGUGACAUACCAAUAUGGCGGCAAUUACCAAAAACGAGGCCGAUAAGCAAUCCUCAGUAGUCUGUUUUAUCUUUGUAUUUUAGGUACCAUUAAAGAAACACUCAUUUUGAGCACUUAAUACAAAAAUCAAUUAUAAAUUUGGAAAGUGCAGUAGUCACUUCUUUAUUAAUUUAAAUACAAGUCAUUCCUAUUAUGAUUUAACAUUGGAAGCCCUCGGGUUCAUAGUUGCAGUGGUUGGGUUUGGUACCGUUAAUUUGAACGCUGGUCCAGUGCCAGUUAUCGCAGGCA
This is a messenger RNA of Ceutorhynchus assimilis (cabbage seed weevil), 1366 nucleotides long. The record is from the annotation of a GenBank genome assembly. NCBI's taxonomy places the organism in Eukaryota, Metazoa, Arthropoda, Insecta, Coleoptera, Curculionidae.